Molecule: messenger RNA, 1288 nt
Organism: Asparagus officinalis (garden asparagus)
Lineage: Eukaryota; Viridiplantae; Streptophyta; Magnoliopsida; Asparagales; Asparagaceae
Exons: 6
Coding region: 1-1161 (386 amino acids)
Source: RefSeq, a predicted model, not a curated record
AUGAGGAAGACGCUGUCCCAUUUCGGUCACUAUAAUUUUCACCGAUUCUUCCCCUACUUCAGUGGCGGAGGGUAUGGCGAAUCUCUUCGGGAUGCAUCGACGACGAACCAUAACACCGUCAUCUCUUGUGGUGCCUUUCGAUGGCUGAGAUAUUUCAACAUCGAAGACAAUCCCAUAGGGUGGGAAUUUUUAUUUGGAUACCAGGGAAAGUUCAAGCAUUCUCUUCGGGAGUGGAGACAUAAGAUAAAGAAGAAAUGCUUUGAUUGUUUCACUCACAACUGGGAGAGGAUAUACAAGCGAGAUAAGAGGGUUGAGCCUGAGCACUUAGCUGCACUUAUAAUAUUGUGGGGCCAAGAGGAGCACCAGGAAAAAUGUAGGAGAAAUAAACUUAAUCGAUGGAAAAAAGAUUAUGAUCAUCAUACGGGGACUACUUCAUUUGCCCAGAUUGAGGAUCAAUUUUGUAGGACAACGAACGCUCCCUUUAUCCCACUACCAGAACUGCACAGGAGAACGAUGGUUCAAUUUAAGAAGGGGUACGAUGACGAUGAGGCUAAGAAACAAAAGCUAGAAUUGGCCAAGAAAAUGCAGGAAGCUCUGGAAAACACAUAUUCUGAGGUUGUUGCACAGAGCCAAGAGCCCCUGACUAGAGAGCAGAAUUAUAAUGUGAGCCAUCUAGUUUGUGGACUUCCUAAAAAAGGGAGGACCAGGUGGAUGGGAGUUGGAGCUCAGAGGGUGUCUACACAAUUCCAGCCUCCGCCGAUUUCAACACCAUCGACUAUGCCCUCGGGGCCCUCUUACAUGCCGCAGGAGGAUUGCACUCAGCAGGCGAUGCAGCUUGUUUCCUCUGUGAUGAGUAUGUUAGAUGGUCAGAUUCCCGAGGAGAUGUGGGAGGAUAUUCAAGAGGAGCUUAUGCGAGUGAUCCAGCCUACUGCUACUUUUGCGAUGGUUUCUAGGCAAAUAAUGAAAUCUUGUAGAAGGCGGGUUCCUACUCGGGUGCAAGGCCAGAUCAUGAAUUUCUUGGCCACUCAAAAGGCAUUUACUGGUAGUGGAGAGAGUAGCAGACAGGGUGGAGAUGAUGCUACUGGGAGCACGAGUCGUAGGGAUGGAUCCGCCAGUGGCAACGCGGACGAUGACAUGGAUAGGGCGGAUGACCUAUCUUAGUGAGUUAUAUCCUAAACUCGUGUCUGAUUAAUAUUGUGGACAUCUUUAUAGUUGAGAUUAUGCGUGUAUGGUUUGAUGUGGAUUUAGAACUUAUGACAUGUGUAUGGUUUGUUGUGAAAAUUGUUGU